AUGUCUGCUAUUAAGUGGGAUACUUGGAACGAUGAGAUCACUCAACUCUACGUCACUGAAGACAGAUCUGCGGAGGAAACAAUCAAGACUCUGAAUCAGAGACACAAACUAAGGAUCACUAUAAAACAGUUCAAGAAGCGCUAUUCAGGCCUCAAGAAGGUGCGCGCCAACGAAUGGAGAGCCAUUAAACGAGAGAUGCAAAAGCAAAAGGCCGCAGGCAAAGAAUGUCUGAUCUUCCUCAACGGGCGCCAGCUUGACCCUGAGCGGGUUGCUAGAGAACUGCGUCGAUAUAGCGGCAUUCGCGGUCGAGAUGUGGAGGAUGGUGGUGUCCCAAUUGGAGACUUGCUCCUGACGCGUUUUCUCCUUGAACGUGGCGCGGAUGUUAACUUUGCUGCUCAUGAGGAUGGAGGACGUACGGCACUGCAGAGUGCUGUCGAAUGUGGUGCAACUUCAGUUGCAGGUUGUCUGCUCAGUGUCGGAGCAGACAUAAAGGCCGCUCCGGCGAAGAGGAACGGAGUCACCGUGCUAGAAGCUUUCGCAAAGUCUAACAAGGAUGCCUACUACCCGAGAUUAGCAGCCAGAGCUUCGUCCAUCGACCCGGAGUACCAAAGAGAUCAAGUUUCAAAAUUAGGAGAUUUUCGAAAUUGGGUGGCCAUGGGCGCGCCCAUCAAUCGCCUGAAGGGCGAUGACAGUAGCUUACUGCACCACUUGGUAUAUAAUUUCCAUUACGAAUGCCUGCAGUCAGCAUUGGAACUAGGCGCACGAACAGAAGCCAGGUGGCACGUGGAUAAGAACAUUAGUGUGUUUCAGCAUGAGCUUGAGCAUGAAACUUCAAAGGGCAUGAAGACUCCGCUUCAACUUGCUGCAUACUUGGACGAAGUUGAAGCUGCUCGCUUGCUACUCGAGUAUGGAGCCGAUAUCAAUGCCCACCCGAGCGACGAGUACGGCAGAACUGCGUUACAGGCAGCGACGUGUAACUUCAGAGAACAGUGUGGACAUGAAAUGCUGCAACUUCUGCUUUCCUUCAACCAGGACAUCAACGCACCACCAGCAUAUCAAGGAGGCCUCACAGCCCUACAGGGUGCAGCAAUAAGCGGCGAUUUAGUUGUUGCCAGGAUGCUGCUCGAGCGAGGUGCAGAUAUCAACGCUUCUGCCGCAGCGGAGGACGGGAGGACGGCGAUCGAUGGAGCUGCUGAACACGGCCGGUUGGAGAUGGUGGAAUUCUUGCUCGAGAAUGACGCGAAAGGAGACCCAAAGACCGGGUUCUCCAGGGCCAUUGAACUCGCGGAAGCGGAGGUUCAUUUUGGAAUUGCGAAAGUCCUACGAGAACACGUUGCCACGUUGGCGCUUCGAGAUUUUGAUCUGGUACGUGGAGUGAAUAACGACCUCGUCGGACCUCUGCCGUCUCCGGGGUUCGUCUUCUCAGACGAGGCCAUUGUGGAUUUCAACUUUGAGAUGCCGAGUUGA
This is a messenger RNA of Colletotrichum tamarilloi, 1467 nucleotides long. RefSeq lists its product as uncharacterized. The record is from RefSeq and is a predicted model, not a curated record. NCBI's taxonomy places the organism in Eukaryota, Fungi, Ascomycota, Sordariomycetes, Glomerellales, Glomerellaceae. Gene Ontology annotation, molecular function: protein binding. The coding region runs from base 1 to 1467 and encodes 488 amino acids. The transcript has 3 exons.